AUGGGCGACAGCAGCAUCGAGGCCGCGUUCGGGGCCGCCAUUGACGCGGGCAAGAUCCAUGGCGCCGUCAUCUGCGCGGCCGACGCGACGGGCCGCUUCGUGUACGACAGGGCCCUCGGCGAGCGCACUCUUCUGUCCGGCGAGAAGCGUCCAGAGCAGCUCGACGACGUGCUGUACCUGGCGUCGGCCACCAAGCUCAUCACUGCCGUCGCCGCCAUGCAGUGCGUCGACGACGGGCUCCUCACGCUGCGGGGCGACGUGGCGGCGCUCGCGCCCGAGCUCGCAUCCAAGCAGGUCCUCACGGGCUUCUCCGGCGAAGGCGACGCCGAAGCACCGGUGCUCGAGCCUGCGGCGCGGCCCAUCACGCUCGAGAUGCUGCUCACGCACAGCUCCGGCGCGAGCUACGACUUCCUGAGCCCGGCGGUCGGCAAGUGGCGCGAGCGGUUCGCGCCGUACCCGCCCGAGGGCGUGCGCCGCCCCGUCGAGGAGGCCUUCAGCUACCCGCUCGGGUUCCAGCCCGGCGCCGGCUGGAUGUACGGGCCCGGGCUGGACUGGGCCGGCCGGCUGGUGGAGCGGGCGACGGGCCGCACGCUCGGGGAGCGCAUGCAGGAGCGCAUCUUCACGCCGCUGGGCAUCAACUCUGCGCAGUUCUAUCCCGUGACGCGUGAGGACCUACGCGCGCGCCUCGUCGACCUCAACCCGCAGGACCCCGAGGCCCUUGGUCGGGCGCCGCUCGGGGGCGGCGGCGACAUGAACAAGCGCAGCGAGGGCGACUUUGGUGGCCACGGGCUCUUCAUGUCGGGUGCCGACUUCGCCAAGGUGUUGCGGUCGCUGCUGGCCAACGACGGCAAGCUGCUGCGACCCGACACCGUCGACGACAUGUUCGAGCACCACCUGAGCCCCGAGGCCACCGCGGGACAUGCGGCCGCCCUAGCCAGCCCGGCCGGCAUCUUCUUUCGCGUCGGCGUCGACCCGGGCACCAAGAUGGGCUACGGGCUGGGCGGCCUCCUGACCCUCGAGAGCGUCGACGGCUGGUACGGCGAGCGCACCAUGACCUGGGGCGGCGGCAUGACGCUCGCCUGGUUCAUCGACCGCUCCAACGGGCUGUGCGGCGUGGGUGCCGUCCAGGCAGCGCUGCCCCUGGAUGCCGCCGUCGUGGGCGAGUUGAAGCAGACGUUCCGACGUGACGUGUACCGCAAGUAUGCUGCCUGGAAGGAGGAGCAGCAGCAGCCGCAGCAGUAG
Molecule: messenger RNA, 1242 nt
Organism: Purpureocillium lilacinum
Lineage: Eukaryota; Fungi; Ascomycota; Sordariomycetes; Hypocreales; Ophiocordycipitaceae
Source: RefSeq, a predicted model, not a curated record